Oncorhynchus keta (chum salmon) is the source of this 759-nucleotide messenger RNA. Its product is annotated as putative nuclease HARBI1. The record is from RefSeq and is a predicted model, not a curated record. The coding region runs from base 7 to 759 and encodes 250 amino acids. The transcript is spliced from 4 exons. Lineage: Eukaryota; Metazoa; Chordata; Actinopteri; Salmoniformes; Salmonidae.
GCCUAUAUGAAGGCCCAAAAUUGUGUGUUCCUUUCUGCUCUGACAAUGGCAUCCCCAUUCGUGCGAGAUGUGGUGGAUGAAGAAGCACUUGUGCUGAGGAGAGCCUUCAGGCGAGAAAGGGUCUUCAGGGACCGGUUGGACCCACUGGCCUUCCCUGACGACCAUCUAUAUGAAAGAUACAGGUUUUCUGCAGAUGGCAUCAGGUAUCUAUGCAGACUACUGGGUCCCAGGAUUAAGCACCGCACUGCACGGAGCCAUGCACUGAGUGUGGAGCAAAUGGUUUGUGUGGCCUUGCGCUUUUUUGCUAGUGGAGCCUUCCUGUACUCAGUGGGGGAUGCAGAACAGCUGAACAAUUCCACAAUUUGCCGCACAAUAAGGAGUGUGUGUCUGGCUAUCAAAGCAUUAGCAGAUGUCUUCAUCUCCUUCCCUGGCCACAGAAGACUCUGUGACAUCAAAGAGGAGUUCUAUAGGAUUGCAGGUUUCCCCAAUGUCAUUGGUGCAGUGGACUGCACACACAUAAGGAUAAAAGCCCCCUCAGGUGCCCAUGAGGCCGAUUUUGUGAAUAGGAAAUCCUUUCACAGCAUUAAUGUUCAGAUGGUCUGCAAUGCUGACUGUGUGAUCAGCAAUGUUGUGGCAAAAUGGCCUGGCUCAGUCCAUGACUCCAGAAUCUUUCGGGCCUCUGAAAUCUAUCAGUGCCUAUCACAAGGUGAAUUCUCUGGUGUGUUGCUGGGAGACAGGGGGUAUGGCUGCCAGGCAUGA